AUGUGUUCUUUCGCGGCGCCGUCGGCCCAUCUUCUCCGUGGCGAUGGGCCCUGCUCCGUUUGCCCAUCACCUGUUCGACCUCUGGUGAUUCACAGACUGGGCAUUUCCGGGGGAUGUAGGCGCAGGGGUUCAUCUGGGUGGCGAUGGCGGUGCUCGUCUUCGGAGCAGAAGCAGAAGAAGCCGAACAGGAGAAGAAGUGAACAGGUGGGGACGGGAGAUGACGUCGAAGGUGCCGGUGGGCCGACCGUCGAUCCCGUUGGGUUCCUAAAAAGGAUGAGGAUAUCCAACAAGGUCUUCGCCCAGUUUCUCCGCGAACGGUAACUCCUCUUCCCCCUAUCAUCAUCGUCAUCAUCAUCAUCAUCAUCACCAUCAUCCAGGGAUUUAUUUCACGGAAUAUAAGCUGGUUUGUGAGAAGCUGACGCUGCGGUCAUGUUUCUAGCUACAAGGCGUUGAAGGACCGGAAGGCAGAGAUACUCACCCGUUUUGCGGAGCUCCCGGAAAUUGCGGCUGGGUCUGUUUCCUCCAUUCGAGUGUCUCUAGUGGAGCACCCGCCACUAUACUGCUGUCUUUUUGGUUUUCUCACCUGAGCUUGUGUUGUGGUUGAUUCUAGAUUUGAGCUACUAGGGAUGCACCGCCACAGGCAACAUAGAGUGGAUUUCAUGGAGUGGGCACCAGGUGUAAUGAUUUUACUAUUCUCUGCCUCGUCCGCUUCCUGCUCCAUCAUCUUCUUCUUUUUCGUCCUCAUUUCUCUAUGAACUCGAGUUGGUGUCCAAGAACAGUAGAACACAACUCUUCUUUCACGUAAUCUUUGGUACCUUAGCCUUUACGUGACAAUGAAUUACUAAUGAUUCCUCCAUCUCGAGGGAAUUUGUCGCUGUGUUUAAAAGGAAGAUCAUCAUCACCACCCUACUCUGUUAAGUCACUGCAUGUGCAAUUAUGAACCAAGGUCAACUCCUUUGGUAGCACUCACUGUUGCAGAAGUUGACUAGUCCUAUCGCAAUGACCCCCAUUUGGACGUUGAAAUUGUGUCAAUGGAAGUUCAGAGAGAAAGGAGAAUUAUCCCUAUGAGGAUCUCCUUUUUUAAUGAAAUUCACCAAUAGUCACACUCCCAUGUUACUAAUGAAAUUAAAACCAAUUUCGUUUUAUUGUUGUAAACUUUUGUGAAGGAAUAGGGGAAUCGAAGAGAGCUUUCCUGGGUUGCUAUGAAAGGCUCGGAUCUUGGGUGCACAGCUGUUUCUGUUUGGGUCAUUUGAGAUGCUGAACAUCCAUAUGCUUGAAUGCAUGAUAAGAGAUAGCAGUGAGCAGCCUUUUUCAUUAGGCCCCCACCUCGAAUCUUAAAAAGCUGGUGAUAACGGAUAUUGUGUACAUUUUGAAGAAUGUGUAUGCAAAUAAUAUCAUCUAGUUAUGAUGCUAAAGAUCAAGUUUUUGGAUGGAUUUACUCCCUAGAGACUAAAUGCGCUGGGAGUGUGUGAAGUAUAGGAGUGUGAGCCUGCAUACCUUGAUAAAUUAGAUAAGUUUAACGUGAUGUAAUAUAUGAUGCAGCCAUUAUAGUCUUAUAGUGCUUAGUAUAACCCUACAUUAAUCUUAUUUUAAUUUCAUAUUAGACUGCAUAUCCCCUGAUAAUUCAUUCUAUUUGAGGGCACUCUUUUUGAGCUUUUUCCUCACCCAUUAAGUUCUCUUUCUGCAGGGUUCUGUGUUAGGUGGGAUGCUUUUUAUAGACACCUCUGAAAUUAACUUUAAUGUGAUGUGCGCUAGAGAUGAAAGCAGAGCUGCAUUAUGUUUCUAAAUUAAAAGAUUAUGUCAAAUCGAUGACAUGUGGAAUGACUCAAAUCUGUGUCAGAGAUAUUCUGUAGAGUCAAUCCUUCUCAAAAUUUCCUUUAGGAGCUUUAAGCAGAAAAUUUUGUAAGCUUUAAGCUCAAAAUAUUCUAUAUGGUCAAUCCUACAUUAAACUGCAGUUAUUUCUCCCUAUCUUUGGAAUCACCCUGACUUGAUUGGCUGAUUCAGGUGCAUCUUUGGAAUGGUCUGAUGUCGAUUAGAACUGCAUAUAUCUGUAUAUUUUACGAAUUGUAUUUUUUAAUGCAUUUAACUUAAGUUUUUGGUCGUGAUACAUCGUGGUGAAAGACACCAGAUUUGAAUACCAUUUGAACGGUGGUAUCGUUGAUUUGUGCAGUGAUUUACUCUCAUAGUUUUCUAUUUUAUAAUCUCAGAGAUUUGUGUACCUGUCCAAUUUGUACCCCAAAAAGUAUUCUACUUUAUCAUUUUAUGUCAUAAUUAUGUCUAGUAUAUAUGCAAUGACAGGUGCUCGAUAUUGUUCUAUUAUUGGGGAUUUUAAUGAAUGGUCACCAACAGAAAAUAGUGCUCGAGAUGGACACUUUGGUCAUGAUGAUUUUGGCUAUUGGCUAAUCAUUCUUGAAGAUAAGCUUAGAGAGGGGCAAGAAGCAGAUGAGUACUUUUUUCAGGAAUACAAUUACGUAGACGAUUAUGAUAAGGGUGAUAAUGGUGUAAGUGUUGAUGAGUUGCUCAAAAGAGUCAGUGAUGAGUACUGGAAACCAGGAGAAGAUCACUAUAAAAGGACUCGCUUCGAGGUACCAGCUAAGUUGUAUGAGAUGAUAUUUGGCCCUAAUGGCCCUCAGACAGAAGAAGAGCUAGGUGAGAUACUUGAUGCCGAAACACGAUACAAAAUGUGGAAAGAAAGUAACGAGGGUGAUCCAUCCAGCAACCUUUCUCGUUUUGAUGUCAUGGAUACUGGGAAAGAGUAUGACAUUUAUAAUAUUGUUGAAGAUCCUCUCUCUAGGGAGAAGUUUCGUUCAAGGAAGCCUCCACUUGCAUAUUGGAUAGAAAUGAGAAAAGGACGAAAAGCAUGGUUGAAGAAGUAUCUUCCUGCCAUUCCACAUGGAAGCAAGUAUAGAUUAUACUUUAACACUCCUGAUGGUGCUUUGGAGAGGAUUCCUGCUUGGGCUACACGUGUAUUUCCAGGUAUCUUCUGUUCUGUAAGAAAAAGAUGCUUACUAGAAGAAUAGAUUUGAUAUGUUCUUUUUCUUAUUAUAUAUGCAGUGUAAUUUAAUCUCGGUUUUUAUUCCUCUAUAGUUUCGCCAUCUCCAGCAUGGUAUUAAAAACAGGUUUCAGAGCAUUAUUUUAUUUUUCUCUCCUGAAGUUAGAAUGUGCAUUCGAAUGGCAUUUACAAAUCUGAUACAAUGGUUUUCUUUCUAUGUUUCCACUAGUUUUGGGAGAAAGGAUGAAUGCCACCAAUUUUAAACGUGAGGAAUCGUUGGAGGCCUUAAAUGAAAAAGAUUUCUGGCCAGAACUUGGGGCAUAUUUCACUGUGUACCUAUUGGGAAACCCAGUCGAUCAGAAAUUGUUGUGCAUUAGAUCCUUUGUGUACCUUGUUAAUGUUUUAUGAUUUGUAAAUGUCUAGCAUAACAAUUGAGACUUUCACCUGGGAUCAAUGAGAUAAAUUUCCGUAUGAAAAUAAGAAUGAUUGUGUGGUAUUUUUGGGCUUUGAAGAAGCUGACGCCAACAUCUGUUGCAACCAUCUCAAAUGGAAAUCAACUUAACAGGAAUAGAAAGAAAAAUUGAGCUAUAAUAAGAUAACAUAAACUUGUGACAUCUGAGUUAUGACUUUCACUUUUAAAAAAAACAUAUGUGUAUGUCAGAGACAUGUGAAGCCAGUCUGGAGUUACUAUUGGUUAUUACUUGCUUAGAUGUCAUUAUAAUCAGGUCAUUACUAAUGUAUAUGUUAGUAGGGAAACUUUGAAGUUUGUUUCCCUUCCUUCCCUUCUCACCAGGUGACAUGAGGAAAAGAACAUCACAGCUAAACAUUCUCUGAGAGCAAUACUUCGUAUUUUCAUUCUCUGAACGUAAUUUCCUCUGAUGUUUGAUGAUUUUGUGGUGUACAUGGGAUGCUAGUUUCACUUUUAUGACGUAUUCUUUUUUUUAACAUUUUUCUCAUCAAUUGUUAAUCUGCGAUUCUCAGGUGCUGAUGGAAAACAACCUUAUGCAGUUCAUUGGGAACCACCUCCUGAGCAAAUAUACAAAUGGAAAAAUAAACGCCCAAAAACUCCGAGCACUCUGCGUAUCUAUGAAUGCCACAUUGGAAUAAGUGGAUCUCAGCAGAAUAUAUCAUCUUUUAAGGAAUUUACUGCAAAUGUAAAUUAUAUAUGGCGUUAUUUUUUUCCUUAUUAUUUUUCUUCAAUACUCCUUUAAUUUUAUGAGGUUUUUUCAUUUUUUUUAUGCUUGUACUUUGUCUAGGUCCUUCCACAUAUUAAAGAGGCUGGAUAUAAUGUAAUAAAGUUGAUUGGGAUUGCAGAGCACAAAGACUAUUCUUCUGUUGGCUUUAAAGUGAGUUUGAGUUUCAUUUCUUGAGCUUCUGUGAAGAGAUUAUGAUAUGGAUUCAGGCCUGCAGGCUGUGCAGAAACUUCGUGGAACCUUAUGUUCCACUAUUUUUGUACACAAGCAGUGAAGGUUUCUUGUAACUUAAAGAUUGAAACCAUUUAUAUUAGUGUAUUAGCUUAAAAAUGGAAAGCUAUUUUUCUCACGAAAAUGUUAUAUUAGUGUAUUAGCUAUAAUCAUUUUAUUCUUGAAACCAGUUUAGGCUAGGAUAAAGAUGAUUAAGCUUCUUUUCACUUCUUUUUGGAUGCUAAAAUUUUUCUUGCCUUUCAGGUUACAAACUUUUUUGCAGUCAGCAGUAGAUUUGGGACACCUGAUGACUUCAAGCAUUUGGUUGACGAGGCACAUGGUUAGUAUGAUAUUUUCAUUUACGUUACUUCAUAUGUUUAUCAGAUAAUGUAGGACUUACAAAAGAUGCUCUUCAACUUAUAAAAUGUAGCCAUUUCCCAUAUUACUGUGCUCAUUAUGGAUAUUAAAUGUCUUCUUGAUGUUUCAUUUUACUAUCUAAUACUUACGAUAUGAGGUUUGAAUUUCCUUGCCAAUGUGUAAAUGCACUUGGUGUGUUUUUGCAUGGUUUCGUUUUAUUUCCUAUCUGAUAGUUUACCUCACUUUGGGGCCUUUUUACGCAAAGUUGCAUGCUAAUACCAUGAAUUAUUUGAAAUUAUAUUUUCAGAAAUAGGAAAAUAAUAUGAAAUUAACAUUGGUUGGGUCAUGUAUUCUGCACUCCAAAUAACAUUUAGUAAUAUGGUAGUUCUUGUACUUGAGAAUCUUUAUGUUAUUUAUUUUCAAACUCUAUAUGUUUCUAUUUUAACAUUCAAACGUUGAUGGCAAAAGAAGCUCUUUUGCUCUUCUCUUGUAAUUUAUGAUGCAGCUUGUGGAACAGAGGCCUGGGAGCAUGAAGAUUCGAGUUGGCCCAAUAACAAAUUUAACCCAUAAUAAAAUGUGUCUUAAAUGGAUAUAAAUUUAUCUUUUCUAUUUUUGAUUUUCAUUUUUCUUUUUAAGCUUGUAGAAAUGAAGAGAAACCUGUCAUGGAGGACAGAGGGGAGAACAGUGGAAACUACCUCAAGUUCCAUUCAACACUUACAACAUCUAUACAGGGAGGAAACUUAGACAAUUUUUCAAAGACACUCUCAGUCUUUUACAUUAUUUCCCCAUGACCUAUAACUUCCGCCCCUCUCCCUUAAAAUGAAAUUUGGAGAAGUUCAUCUUCACUAAGUUGUUCACGAGCAUUCACUUGUUGGUGAUGAUGACGAUCCAUUGUGGCAUCGACUCCCCUUGUGAUGGUUGUCAAAGAUGACACUACCGAGGUCAUGAAUUCACUGACACAUUUGUCUCCUCUGAGGGUUGUUACGCCUUAGAAACAGCUCCAUAGAAUAAUGAUGCCUUUUGAUGUUGGACUGCUUGAGAUGUUGCCUAACUGUGCGGAUUGUGGAAGAUUCUAGUAGCUAGACUAGGGAAGAUGUCAAAUUGAGGCAGAUUGGGGAGGCAGAGGACAACACUGGAACUAAGACAAUACUUUAAAGAUGAUUACAUAGGGAUAAAUUGAAAAGAUACUAGGCAGAGGCGAAAGACCUCACCAGAAAAAUAGUUGGUAGAGGCGGAAGGCCUCAUUGAAAAGAUAGUUGGCAGAGGUGGAAGACCUCGUCGGAAAGCAACAAAAGCAACAUGGCUAGAGGUAAAAACCCUCACCAGAAAAGUACUCACUAGAGGCAGAAGACUUUGCCGGAAAACUACUUGGCAGAGGUGGAAGGCCUUGCCAGAAUGUCAGCAAAGGCAGAAAGCUCUGCUAGAAGGUAGCACACAGUGCCAAUUGCAGCAUGUUGGCAGAUGGUGGUAGAAAACAUCGGUGACAAUGGCAGAUAGGAAACAUCGGAUACUCUCAGACUUUGGUGGUGGCGGCGAUGGUGCUCCCGCAGACAAGAGACGUUUGUCAGAGCAAAAGAAACCUUUGCAUACCUCCGUUACCUUUUGGGAGGCCUACGCCCCAGAGAAAAAUAAUUGGAGAAAAGAAAGGGAUUUGAACUCCAAGUCUUAAAUGAAAUGAUUGGCGGACCAACCUGGCUCUGACACUGUAGAAAAUGGGGAGAAACCUCAGUCAUGGAGGACGAAGGGGAUAAUGGUGGAAACUGCCUCAAAUUCCAUUUAACUCUUACAUCCCUUAAUAUAGGGAGGAACCUUAGACAAUUUUUCAUAACACCCUCAGUCUUUUACAUUAUUUCCAACAAAACUAUUUCAAAUUUAUUUUAAUUGGUCAAAAUUUAAAAUUUAGGCGCCUAAAACAAUAGAGUCCUCAAUUUUUAGAAGCAUUUGAUCUGAUUUUUGGCCUAUUUAAAGCCCCCCCUUUAUAGCCCAAGAGACAUUCAAUCAAUUACGCAAAUUUUCUCUCUUCUAAGGGUCUGUAUCUAAUGCGUGAAUUCACAAGAAAAAUGAUUCAUGUGAAGAUUCUCAAUAUCCACAAAACGAAGAAACUCAGGCCUUCAAAUCCACAAGAGUUUUGUCUCGAGUCCACAAGAUUGAAAUAGUUCUCUUGAAUCCACAAAGGAGCAGCUAAAAUCCUCUAACAGAGGAACAGAGCAUCAGAAGAGGGAAAAAACUUGUAAUAUUGAUGGGCCUAGUAGGGGGGCCUUUAAAGAGGCUGAAAUUUGAUUAGGAUGUUCUAAAUAAUAGGGGAUUCUAUUUUUGGGCACUCAGAGUUUGAAUUCCGGCCAAUUCAAACUAAUUUGAAAUGAUUGGGAGAAACAGAAAUAAAAGAAGGAAUAUUAAAUUUAGACAUGUUUAAGACACGAUUUAUUAUGGGCCAAAUUUGUUGUUGGGCCAACUUGAGCUAUAAAUGAGCCAACGCCUUUGCUACCUUGAGUUGGGUUCUGAACUGGCAAUAGAUCAUUCUCCCCAAUUUCAAAAGAACAGUCUUCAUGUAUUUCUAGGUAAUAGUCAUAUAACUCCAUAAUAUUGAAGGUAGAAUAUAUAUAUCCUCAUUGUCUCUAAUAAGUCAAUGACGAAAGUAUUGUCAUUAGUAUUGUCCAUACUUGGGACUGAGCUUGUUAUAAUUUCCAUAUAGUAGUCUUUCUUUUCUCAAAACAAAUCACCAAUUUGGAAAUUCUUUUUCCUCUUCUUUUAUAAUUUUUUUUAAUAGAAAUAAGUUAUACAUUCUAUGAAACUUGGUAGGUGAAAAUUUUAUUUUUUUAUUACAUACAAGAGGAUUAUCAUGACUUUGGGUCAUGACAAAACUUUUUAAUUGAUAGAGACAUUAUUUUUUGCCCCAGUUUAAGAAAGGUCGUGAAAUUUUGUGGAAAGAUGUCAAAGUUGUCAAGUGAAUGAAGGAAAAUGUCAAAAUACAAGAGUUGUAGACUCCAAAAUGACCACAAGUUGAUAUCACUAUAAAUUUCUUUUUGGGACUUGAUGCAGCAAAAGUUGAUGAAAUGAAGAUUUGAUGGAGGUAAAUCAACCUAAGUGUUUUAGAGUCAAAACCACGUCAAUGAAUCCAUGAAGAAUGUGAUUUUCUUAAAGAACUAUCACCUUAAAUCCACAAGGGUUUGAUCUUUAGUCUGCUAGAUUAAAAAGAUUGUCUAAAUCCAUAGGGGGUGUUGGAAUACAACAGUAGAGGAAGAAAACCUCAAAAGAAGGAACCAAUUUAUAGAAUUGAUUGAAUGCCCCUUGGGCUUGACAUAGGGGAAUAUGCUGAAAAUUAGUUCUAACACUUCUAAAAAUAGGGGGUUCAAUUAUUGGGAGCUAAAAAAUUUGAAUUUCGGCUGAUUCAAAUAAAUUCAAAAUGGCUGAAAAGGAUAAACGAAAAUAAAAGCAGGAAAAUUAAAUCUAGAAGUGUUUAAAGCUGCAAUUUUAUUGACCCGUAAUUGAUAGUGGGCUAAUUUCAGGUUUACUGAGCCAAACUCAUGUCUUCAAGUUUCUUGGGCCACAGUCCACUUCAUUUGGGCUCUAAACUGGUUGCAUCAGAACUACCAUGAACUCAAAGAGGGGUGCCAUUUUUCAAAAAAUGACACUUUCAUUGGAUGCAAGAAGACAUACAAAUGAGUCAAUUCAUUUUUUAAAGAAAUAGUUUGCCUGCAUAGUUUCCUAGAAUCAAUCACAUCCAAUCAAGAUUUCAAAUUUUGUUUUGUUACAUUUUUCUGAUGGACUAUUUGAAACAAAUUUGAUUCUUAUUUAAAAUUCAGUAUUACCAGUCAUCUUCAAACAGAUGGACAAGCAGAAGUGGUCAGGAGAAUAAGUUGCUCGAUUCAUUGUAUUUCAUGAUAAAAAUCAAAAUAGUGAAAUUUUGCCUUGGCUCAGAUAAAAUUUGCUUAUAACUCUAUAGUAAAUUACUCAAUCUCUAUUUUCUAUUUUUUAUUACUUUCUCUUCUAAAUGUAGUAGAUUUUACCAACACAGUCUGAAAUAAACAUAGUAGCAAACAAGAUGGCAGAGUAUAUUACUGCUAGUACAUUGACGUGUUAGGAAAUAUCUUUUAGUCAAUUAUGCCAACUAUAAGGAGAAGGCUAAUAAGAAGAGAUUUUUUUUUUUCCAAGUUGGUGAUUUGAUUAUGAUAUAUUUGUGAAAAUAAAGACUAUCAUUUGAAAUUUUUAAGAAACUUAAUUCAAAGAAAUAUAGACCAUACAAAGUCCUCUAUAAAAUUAAUGGCAAUGCUUACCUCAUUAAAUUAUGUCUUCAUCAAAUUAUCUUCUACCUUCAAUGUUAUGGAUUUGUAUGGCUAUUAUCGUGAAAUACAUUUCUUUUAAAAUGAGAGAUUGAUGUAACCUAUUUAGAGAUCAACUCAAGUGGACUAGAGGUUCAGGAAAGAUGAAGACAUAAGUUGGUUCAUUUAUAGCUCGAGUUGGCCCAACAAUAAAGCAUAUUUAAAUGCAUCCAAGUUUAAUUUUCCCAUUUUUAUUUUUUUUCUGCCUUUUAGCCAUUUCGAAUUUAUUUGAACGAGCCAAAAUUCAAAAUCUUGGCUUCCAAUAAUAUAACUCCUUCAUUUUAAGGAGCGUUUAAGUGAUUUUUGAGUUAUUUAAAGCCUCCACUCCUUGUAGCACUAAAGACAUUCAAUCAAUGACAUGAAAUUUUUUUAUCUCUUUUGAAGUUUUGUCUCCCUGCUGGUAGAUUUUGACAACUCCUCUGUGGAUUCAAGGGAACCUUUGUGAUCUUGUGGAUUGAAGAUCAAUCCCUUGUGGAUUUAAGGGUUGAAAUUUCUAAGUUUGUGGAUUGGCAAGGAGUCUUCAACUAAAUCUCAGUUCUUAUGGAUUCAAGAACAAGAUAUCAACUCAACACUAUUCAAGUUGUGUCAAUUUAUUAUGCAAUAGCCUUAUUCUUUAUGCAGAUAUGACGUCCAUCAUCUUAUAUAGGCAUGAAUCUAAUUUACUUUCAUUAGUAGUGGGCAUGGCCUUCAUAUAUAAAUACAACCAGUGUACCUCAAUUUUUGCUUUUGAAAGCUUCUAUGAAUAUUUAUCCAUCUCCUGGCCCAUAGUUUCAUAAUUAUGUACUAGGGUUGCAUUUUAGUGAAAAUAUUUUCUUCCUUGAUAAUUUGUGAACACAAAUGAUAAUUCUUAUUUUCCAUGUGGUAACUCUGCAAUAUCAGGGAAAUGGUUUACUUCCAUUGGAAGUUUACUCAAAUUUUUUUACUUGUCAUACGUUUUGUAAGAUGCCCAUGCUUAAACAUUGCUGAAACAAAGCAAUUGCCAAUAUGAGUGAAAAAAUGAGUACAUAAAUUAUUUUCAUCUGCAAGAUUUAUGAAGACUAUGUCAUAUUGUUUACAUCCAAGCUUGGGAAAUUGGUUGAGAUGAGAUUCAAAUUAUAUUAGUUACCAUUAAUAUCUCUGAUUUCCUGUUUGAUUGUUUAACUUUUCUUUGUCGAUUUCUGAACUUGAGCAUCUCUGACACUGGUUUUCUCUUGUGGGAUACAGUUCAAAUUUUCUGUCAUGAGAAAAUUACCUUCAAUGUUUUGUCUAGGAUUUACUUAAAAAAUAUUAUUUUAAUUUUCAUUAGGUCGGGUGACCACUUUCUCUUUUUUGUCUUCAAAUAACAUCAUAAUUUUCUUCUUAACAGGCAUUGGGCUUCUAGUAUUCCUGGAUAUCGUUCACUCCUAUGCUGCAGCAGAUGAGUUGGUUGGACUGUCGCAUUUUGAUGGAUCAAACGAUUGUUUUUUUCACAGUGGUACCCAACUUAAACAAACCAUUCUAUACUUUGAUAGAGGGAUAGAUAUCAGUAACGUCUUAUAGUGCAUUAUUAAUAAGAAACUGAUUGGACUGCGUUAGUAAAGAUUCAGUAAAAGCAAUAUCGAAGUUAUUUGGUGAUGGUUCUGCCUGCAUGAAGAUAUGUUGCAGUUUUCGAAAUGUUGAGUGUCAGUCUGCAUGUUUUCUGUGAAGGUGGCUUACAGUCCCCUUAACGAUGCAAAUAUUUUGACUCAUUCUUUAAACUGCAUCUAGAAUUGUGAAAUUUAUGGUUCGUGUUAUCUUUCACUGGCAUAUUUUGUCUCUCUGGAGAUGACUUUACUCAUUUUUUUCUGUCUUUCUUUUGAGAAAAAAACAUGCAAGUCUUUCGGCCUUGUGCUUCCUAGUGUCCCAGACAAGCGUCUUGAGAUGUCUCAAAGUGCUUGAGAUGUCCAGAGUGUCCCAGUGUCCCAGUGUCCUCGUAGGGUUGAAAUUUUAUUUAUUGGUUAUGAUGAAUGUGUUUUUGUGGAGUCAUUGCUAGGACCAUUUCUAAAAUAACUUUAAAACACCCAACGAGGAUUUGAGCAAAGCACCCAAACAAGGUUUUGACUAACCAAAAUCACAUCAUGAUGAAUAUUUUUUAUUUAAGACCAUUGUUUUGGUGCAUCUCCUUGGGAUAAGAAGUUUUAAGAAGUCAAAGAGUUCUGAUGCCUACGAGGGCUGAUUAAAAGGUGUUUCCUUGGGUCAUUUUAUCACCUUUUUUUUCUUUCUUUUAACCGUCAUUAUUCGGCCCUCAUCCAGUAAAACUGAGGAUUAACAUAAUAUAAUGCAGUUAUAGAUCUGAAACUUAUUAAUUUUUUUGAUGAAAAGUUGUGUGCUAAGUAAAAGUAACAAUGGCAAAAGAUUGUAUAAAGAUAUGUUUUUCACAUAAUCUUUGAGGUCAACAAUCUAAUAUGAUCACCUUCCAUAAACUAGGAUUAUCGAUAUAAAGUAGCUUCGUUCUAAGAGUUAUACCACUGACAGCUAUUAGAUAAUCUCUUCCUUGCUGCUUGAAGAUUCACAGCCCAGUUCUUGCAUAAUAUGCCUUUAGAGCAAGGAAGUAGCUUAGUUCUUGAGUUGUUUAGACCUCAUUCUAUUAGAGGAGUGAUUCUAUGCUACACCUUAGAAACCCUGGGUUGUCUCCGGCUUUGAAAUCUCUCCUCAAAUAACUAUCCUGGUUCACCAAGCGCAAUAACCCUCUUUUUGAGAAUGAUGUAUCAAUAACGAAACUGGACUUGAUCAAUUGCAGUCAUUCCUUGUCCUAGGCGACAUAUGAUAUCACAGGAUUCUUGAACCUCCUAUAACCUGCCAUAUAAUGUCUUCUGUUUUAUGUUGCAAAAUUAUUUUCUCAGGUAUCUGAGCCCUCCUUCUGGCUCUUUCAUACUACAACAAUUAAGAGAAACAAAUCUCAUAUUCAUAUAUCUCUGUACGGGAUUAAUGAGGCUCACUCUCAGUUUUUACCAGUGUCACUUUCUAUCUUGACCACUGUGCAAGCCACUGAGACUUCCCCCAUUUAUUCAGCUACGUAACUUUGGAAGCCACUGAGAUCCUUUCCAUGCCCUCGUAAUGAUAAGUAUCACUGGGAUUUAUAACAUGCAAUAUGCUCUUAUCACUGUAACUCUACUUUCCUUGCUGAUCGCUCCCCCUCACACUUCAAUCCCUCUUCCUCAUGCAUCACGAUUAUAGGUGACUCUGUACACAAAUUUCAUUUAAAUAUUGUAUUGAUUGAUAAAUCAAUUAGCUUGUACUCUAUCAACGUCUAUGCAAUUAGGUUUUCUCUGUAUUAUUGUCAUACUUGCCAAUGUGCUUCUGGAGUGUUUGGUUUUCUGACUGUGAGCUCGUCUGCUUUUUGACUGGUGAUUGCUUUUGUUUGUAGGCAAGCGUGGGCAUCAUAAGUUCUGGGGUACAAGAAUGUUCAAGUAUGGGGAUAUCGAUGUAUUACACUUCCUUUUAUCAAAUUUGAAAUGGUAAUGCUUAAACCAUAUUAGGUAUACUUUGUUUCCCUCUUUGUUGAUGGGGAAUUUGGAGCUUUUGUUUUAGUACCAUUUUGUUCAUGGAAGAUCUUCUAUUUUUUAUAGGUGGGUUGUGGAGUAUCAAAUCGAUGGCUUCCAGUUUCAUUCACUCUCAUCAAUGCUGUACACGCAUAAUGGAUUUGCCACUUUUUCUGGUGAUAUCGAAGAGUAAAUAUCUUCUUCAUUUUGACUAACCAUACUAUAAUGAUGUCUACUAUAUCUUUCUCUUUCCUUUCUUGUCUUCUCUGCUCAAUAGAAGGGACAAGCAUAUUUAAUCCUUAGAAGUCCACAGUCUGUGUACAUUUACCAGUCAUGCUCGUAAAACCGUUGAAACAAACUAAACUAGAAGCCUAAUCUCAACUGUCAACUCUCUUCUACUUCCUAUAUUACGCCUGUGUAUUUUCAAAAAAAGGCAUCUUACUUAUUUAUUCUUCUUAUAAGCCAAGCAUGAUUCCACAAGUGCUGCUGCUUUUUGGAAGGAGUCUGUACUUGCUGAUAAAUAGUUGCUCAGAAUAUAGAUCUGUUUCUCAUUUAGUACAGUUGUUUUAAUGGUGAACAAUAUGCUCAAUAUUGUCCUUAGUUGAUACCUUCUGCAUGAAGAGGAGGAAGAAAGCUGGAUGAACAUUUGGCAUGAAAAGCUUAAUAAAUUGUGUCAAAUUUUGAAUAAACAACUAAUGUAUCUGAAAGAAGCAACUGUCUUUACUGGCAGAGGACUGGUCUUCUAUCAUUGUUUGUCGCGAAAGUUUAUUUGGCAGAAAUAUAUUAGACUUAUUGAACCUCAAAUAACCAUCUGGUCAUCAGAAGAUAAACUACCUCUAAUGUUUCUCACUUAAGCAGAUCCAACAAUUUCUUUUUCAUGACUCCAUUUCCUUCCACAUAUCAGAAUUGGAUUGAACAUACCUAAGAUCAUCUUGAAAGUAAAUGAAAAUACGGGAUUAGUGGUUGUUCAAGCUGCCAACACAUUGGAGAUGUACCCACUGAAUGCACAAGGGUGAUUCUAUAUAUCCUCAUACCAAAGUAAGAUAUUGUUGGUAGAUCAUAUACAUGAUGAGAUCUGGCACUUUUAUCUUCAAAAUUCCAAAGGAAGAGUAUAUGAGCAAAUAGGAUGCUAUUUUUAUAUUUUUCUGGUGAGGUUUUCCACCUCUGCUAUGCUUCUUUUCAGUGAGGUAUUUUGUCUCUACCGAGCAUCUAUCUAGCAAGGGUCCUCCACCGGUUCUCCACCAGCCUUCUUGGCAUCCUUCAUUGAUGUCUUCCGCAACCAUAUUCGAUGUUCUCUAUCGAUUCUCUGUUGGCAUCUUUGACAUUUGUGGACAUCUUUGGCUUUCACUAGUCAGCAGUCAAUAGCCAAUGGCCAAUAGUCAAACUUUACAAUAUGAUAGAAUAACUAAAAGUCACUCUUCCAAGUGUUCUUCCACUUAUUAUGUAGUGUCUCUUUAUGACAAAUCACACGUUUGACUGAAAAUAAUUAUCAUCAUUGGUAGAGAUCAAUGAUAAUUUAUUUUAAAUGACAAGGAAAGAUCAACCAUUUAUUGAAAGUGUGACAUCUGAUCCUAAUCUUCAUGUGUAGUGGGUGCAACAAGAUAUGAUCCAUUUAAAUAUAUUAUGAAAUUAUAUAGAAACUCAUAUUGAAAAUUUGGUGAGUAAUUUGGACACAUGUAAGGCAAUGUGAGAUCAUCUUGCACUGAUGUACUCCAACAACCUCACAGAUCUAUGGUAUGAAUGUAGAGUAUUAUGGAUUGAAACAAGGUGAAACAGAUCUAAGUCAAGAUCUCGACUCCUUCUAUCAUCUAUUGAUUUCAAAGUGAUGCAGAAACAACUAGAUCAGCUAGCAGUGGUCAAAUUUCUUCGUGGGCUUCAUCUUGAGUAUGAUGGAGUUCGCAACCAAAUCUUACUAGAAUGAGUUGCUGACACUUGUUGAAGCCUAUCAACGUGUCUCUCAUUCUUUUCUAGAUCAAGGCAUUCCAAUGACCAUACCUAUUGUCACACGAAAGUUCUAUAGGGUCAGGAAGAAGAAGUUUGAGUUCUUCUAAGAUGUGGUAUGCGCCAUUGCUCUAUACCUAAGCUUUGCAUUAAAUUAUGAGACCACUAGCUGUUUCUUGCUCUUCUAAGAAAUAAGAUUACUGUCAAGUAAAAUGUAAUAACCAGUUGUUAGUUGUCUGUACUGUCAAUCCAAUCUACAUUAGAAAAACCUUACAUGACCAUAGUGCUUGUACAAUAAUCCUUGGCCUAGAUUUUCCUUCACGUAGAUGCUAAUGUUGUGUUCUUCACAAUAGGUGUGGUCAUUGGAAUGCCUUGAUCUAAAAAACCAGGAGAGACAUAUUGAUAGGCUUCAACAAGUGUCGAGAAAUCAUUCUAUGAUAGGAUUUGGUUGUGAACUCCAUCAUACUUAAGAUGAAGCCCAAUUGGAAUGACCCAUUAUAUUUAGCAGUAUCCCUACAGUCCCUUCAUUGUACAUGAUGUUAUCCAACAUAUUUAUUAAUAUCGUUCUUCAUUACUUCCAUUCAUUUCCUUUUCCUUGUUUAAGGUCAAAAACCUUAAAAAAAUGUUUAUAAUUCAAAACAAGUGCUGUGUUUGGUAUUCUUUCUGUUAGCCACUAUCUCAAAGAACAUUUUUUGAAUUAAUUUCUGGUCAGCUCCACAUCUACCUUCUCUUUAACUGAGUGAUUUGUUAAAUGAUCUGGGUCUUUCCUCGCCUCUAGGGUUAUUUGAAUCCCUGUAUUUAUUGUCAUUUAUCCCUCUCUUACUUCUUUCUGGAAAUGAUGACAUUUGACCUAUUCUAGUUACCUUUGUUUACGGUCAUUCUGAAUUUUGACCGUCAAUUCAUCACUUACAACGAAAAAAAUAUAUGCACUGAAGCCUACAAUGAUUGAAAAAUCACAAUGCUCUUUGAAAACCAAUAAUUGUCACAUUAGUCCCAUAUAUUGUGCACAUAUAUUGUAACCAAUUCAUUAUUGUGCACAUAUAUUUAAAAUAUUUAUACAACAUCCUUGGUGUCCUGUUCUUUCUUCGUAUCAACCAAAUGACAUCAACCAAAUGGCUGGUAGUAACUAAGUGAAUGCAGUCUCCAUCGCAUUCUUUCUUCAAGUCGGUAGCUCCAGGAUCUUUUACCAUUGUACAGUGUUUUGACUCAUAUUUGGUUUUCUUGUAAUAAAUCAAGUUCAUUCUUUGUCAUCAUAAUCAAAGUUGUAGAGAUUUAUACGAGAAGCAACCUCAAAUAGCAUAGAGCUUUGGAUAUUUUAUUACCUUUUUCUCCAUUGUCUAUCGAACUCACGAUGUAAGGGCUUAGAUCCGUGGCUUUAUCACUUAUUUGUCCUUUAGUAACUAAGUGAGUUGCUCAGUGUACUAUUUUGAGAUUAUUCAAGCUCAAAUUUUCUGGGAAGUUCAGUUGCAUGACGUUCCUGAAGAAUACUUCCUGGGACAUUUAAUAGCAAUGAAAUUCAGUCAGUUUUGGUUUACAGAGGAUCAUAAAAGUGGAUGAAUUUAUAAUGUACUUGAGUUUUUAGACAGUUUGUACUGCUACAUCAAUUACUUGUUUGCACUUAACCCCAUCCAUUGUUAUAUAGCAGGUACUAAAUGUGAUCAUGAUGCUCGAUGAUUUUGUGCAAAAAAAAUCAUGCAGAUGGUGCUGACCUUUUAAGGAUGUUUUCAUGAUUACCUUUUCCAUCGUUAUUUGUGUCUUGCUCAGUGUUGGAGACCUUUUUCAAUUAUCCAUUGAUGUUAGAAAUAGUUGUUUUAUAAAUAUUUUUAUUAUGUAUAUUUUUCCUUUACACUUGAUGUCAUGAAAAAAUCAGUUAUAAUUAAUUUCUCCACUUCGAUGUAGGUACUCUAAUCAGUAUGUUGACAAGGAUGCCCUCAUAUAUCUCAUCAUGGCAAACGAGAUGCUGCAUGAUCUUCAUCCUGAUAUCAUUACAAUUGCAGAAGACGUAAUUAUUAACUUAGUAUCUUUAAUGAAUACAAAAUAUGUUCAUGCGCUGUUUUUCAUCUUCACUUCCAUUACAACCUGGUUGACUUUGUAUGAAUGAAAGAAAACUUGUCGCAUAUAUAUACAUCGGCAUAUAUAUAUAUCUAUAUACAUUCCUACAUCAAAUUAUUUUCUCGUUCAGACAUCAAAUUAAUGUGGUCAAUAUUGUCAACAAGUUCUUUUAGGUUGAAAACAUGAAUACCCUUUCCCGCAUAUGGUUCCUUCAACCUUCUUCCAAUUAACUCUAAAGUUCGUUAUCUUGAAGAAUGGAUUCAAAGCAUCAUUAGGUGCUUCAAAAAGUUCAAGAGGAUCAUUACUCUAUCUCCAAAUGUUGUCCUUGUUAUGAAAUUUCCUCUUCAUGUACAUACUUUUGGGAUAUGAUUCUGCUUAAAAUGAAGUAAAACUACUACCCUUGUGAAACCCAUACUGUAUAUUUUCUGUGGUAAGGGACUAAUUGCCUGUAGAAUCCAGCAACUUUAUACAAAAGGGGAACUUUUUUUGUGUCCAUUCGUGAAAAGUCUGAACUCAAUUUUUUUCUAUCAUGCUCGUCGAAAGGCCUUUAAUAACCAUCCUAACCCAGUUGCAACGCAAUUUACAUAUGAUUAAAAUAUCGUUUUCUUGCAAGAGUGGGAAAAUUGUUCAUUUCAAACUGUAAUUUAAGAUUAGAGGCAAUAAUAGUAAGAUUCUUAUGCCUUGUUGUGGUGUUAGGUUCAGAGGAUGACAUGAUAUAUCCUACAGGAAAUGACAUGAAAGCCUGAAAGGAACUGUAGAAUUUGAGUGGAGUAGCUCUAUGGUUAUAAGUGUUGGGAAGAGAUACAGUAGGAGAACUAGAAUAUGGAACUUACAGCCUUACACUAGAGUCAAUGUCUAUAGGAAGUGUCUAUUAUCCAAAUGGGAAUGAGAAGGUGAGGCAAACGACCGCAUUAGUCCCCAGUGACUUUCCAAGUCUGGGGUUCAGGCCUGAGAACGUUAGGAUAAUGCACAACUUCCGUCCUGUGAUCAGUUUUGCUACUUUAAAUGGACAAAAUUCAGACAAUUUUAUGCGUCAUUAGCUGGGGCUGUCAUUAUUGGAUAAUGUAUUCUCAUAAACAUUUUAGUAUAAGCAACUGUAUUACAUUUUGUACGUUCAGAUUCCAAAAGGGCAUUCAAAAGGAUAUUUUUAGAAAUUCUUCAUAAAAUAGGUCACAGAUAUUGCCAUUGGCAUGCGUGUGUGAUGUUAUAGGAGUUCCAAGAUUCAGAUUUUAUGGAGAUUGCAUCUGGAUCCUCUCAGAAAACUUUCAUGCUUAUCAGCAAGAGCACUUCAAUAUUGUAUGGGUAUUUCUCGUUAUUUAGUCAAAGGGAAGCCUUUGAAUGCUCACACAUGGAUGUCCACAAUAUGGGAAUGUUUAUUUUCCACAUGUUAAAGCCUAGAGGUAUGAACAAUGUUUCAAGUCAUAUUUUUAUUUGUAAAGAUUUAACUUUUUACGUUCUCCUCAGUCUGAUGAACAUAUGAGAUCUGGAUUUACUAUGCAUUCUAUGUAAAUUCAUUUCUAUCCCAGGGAAGACAUCUGUUAGGGAUAUUGAAACUCUAUACUGCACUACAUAGAGGAUACAUACUGCAUUACAUGUGUAUAGAAGUUACAUAGAGAGACUAAAAUGGUGUUAAGGAAUUCUUGCUUUUCUUGUGGGAAGUGUGAUUUUCGAGGGGUUCAUGGGAGGAUCGUUGGUAUAAAAAAUUUUAAUUUUCAAAAUAUGUUGUUUGGUUAGAAAUCUAUACCCUUAAGUCCUUUUUAUUUUCUAUAAUUUUUGCCUAAAUAUUUUCCCCUGGAUCAACUGACAUGACAUCUAUUUUCUAUGGUAUUUGUUGUGAUAUUGUUUUUCAUAAAAUCUAUUCAUUCCUAUGUCUGGUACGUAAUUUUCAUACUUGUUUUUAAUGCAGGCAACCUUUUAUCCUGGAUUAUGUGAGCCAACUAAUGAAGGUGGUCUGGGAUUUGAUUAUUUUGUAAAUAUGUCGGUCUCUGAGAUGUGGCUCUGGUUCCUUGAGAACCUUCCUGAUCAAAAUUGGAGCAUGAAUAAGGUCACUCUUCCUUCAAUUUUGAUACAAAGCAUUUUGGAAAUUGAACUUUUCAAUCAGUUGAAUAUUAUUUCUCUGGACUUGCCAUUAUUUUUUCAAGGAUAGGGACCCCACCUGAUAGAUUGGGAUUGGGGGUAGAGGAUCAUAUGCCAAUUGACAUUACGAGUUCAACUGCAUGUCAAGCAUACUUCAGAGCCCAAGAAAAAUAAGUGGGUUGAAGAUUUACAGCCUCAGGGUUGGAUGUCCUCUUCUAUGCUUUUCUUCUUACCAUGCUUGUGAAGAUUUAGUCUUCUUUCCCAUAGUUUCCAUAUUUCAUUGUCUCAGGAGGAACAAGGGUGAGAUUUGGAUUAGAUGCGAAGAAAGUUGCAAUUAGAGAAACAUGAGCUGUCUUGAAUUGUAACAGGAGGAACAAGGGUGAGAUUUUUCUCACUCAUGCCAAAAAUGGCCCCCUUGAAGCCCAUCCCAUUUUAAUCGACAGUCCAUUCCCUGCUCUUCACUGAGCUUUCCUCUCAUGAAAGAGAUGAAAAUACAAAAGUCCCUGUCCAACCUGAUGAAAAUGCAUUCAAUUUGGUUUUCUAGGCAUUGAUAUGAAUCAAUGUCUGGAAUGACCUUGAAUUCCUGUCAUCAUCAUACAAGGUGAAAUCAUCAAAGCCGUCUCCUUUUCAAAUAAUGAUGAAUGUGUACGUAAGGUGGACUUUAUGGUUCAAGAAGCAACUUUGCCUCCACUUAACCAUAGUUUGCUGUGUAAAUGUUAAUCAUCCCAUACUAAAAAUUAAUCUAGGUUUUCGCAUAAUUUUUAGCAGUCCCAUUGUUAGUGAUCUGCUGUUAGAAGGUAGUGGUAUUUUAUUGCUUUAUUACAGAAAUUUUAUGCUUUUUCCUCCCUGAGGCCAAGCGCUAUUCCUAGUAUAUGGAGUGUACAAUUUGUAGCAUCCAACUGUAUUUGUAGAACUCCUUUCAUAACAGUGAAUCUUGUAUUGCGCAUUCUACGUAUAUGAGUAGGUAUGUUCUCAAUAUCCUGGGGAUUUGUUAUGAUCAUACUUUUUUUUCAUCUCCAGUUUUUUUGCACAUUUCAAUAUGCUUAUAAUAUUAUGGAAUGACUGCAGAUUGUGGCUGGGCUUGUAGGUAACGAACAAAACCUGCAGAAGAUGCUCAUAUAUGUUGAAAAUCACAAUCAGGUUAAAUUCAAAAUCCUACUUCAUAAUAGGUAUUUGUGUUUCGUGUAUUCUACAAGAUAGUCCUGUCCAGAUAUCAAAUAUGCAUGUAAAUUAUUGAAAAAAAAUCUUCAAUAACUGUUGCCCUGAUGAUUAUUCUAGGCACUUAGUUGAGUUUUUGUUUAAGUAUUUAGACUGCACUUUAUGAGCUGUUUUAAAUUUGUGCCUGGCUAUUGGGAUUAAAAGUUUAGGGGUAUGUGGUUGCAUCUAUUUGAGGUUGAACCUAUUGAAGUUCUUAAUCAUACCGUUUGUUGGUUGGGGGUGGGGGGGGGAGGUGGAAGUGAUAUUGUAAGAGUCUGAUGACAUUUUGGGAAAGAUCAUGUAGGAUUCCCUCCCUAUUUAAGGGGGGAUAAAGGUCAAUGAAUCUUCAGGCAGCUGCCCAACACGAUGUAGAAUGCUACGAGUCUACUAGAGAUGACACUGCAGGAUUUGGGAAAGCUCCAGGGGGAAAGAAGGUUGUUGCUUCCUCUGGACUGUGGACAUAUAUGUGCAUUUUGAGUUGGAAAGUAGUUGCUUGGGGAUUUACACCCAGAUUCUACUCUUUCAACAAUGCUCUAUUUUUUGUUGCAACUCUCCUUUUUUCGGUCCACAUAGCAUAGAAAAUGAUCAUGGCAGGGCCUAAAUGAGCUAUUAGGUAUGAAAGAAAUAUAGAUGGGAGAAACAAAUGUACUUUAGUAAAGUUUACUAGAGUUUAGUAGACUUUUUUUUUCCCUAGCUUAGAUGGGAAGACUGUUUAACAGAGUAACAACUUGGAAGUUGUGGCAGCACGGUGUGCUGAGGUGUGUGGUUGAUUGGGGAAAUAUAUGGCUAGAAAAGAAAUAACUCCACUGUCGCUGCCCCUCUGAUCACAUGAGUAGAUGUGAUAGGAUAAAUCGAAGUCUCUCUCUGGCUCGAUAUAUAUAUAUAUAUAUUAUAUAUACAUAUAUAUACACAUAUCUGGCUCGAUAUAUAUAUAUGCCAAUCACUAAUACGUCACCUUCAAGUGUGCAUGGCUAGUGGGCCCCUGUGCCUAAUGAGAAGGCCAACACCAUGUAUUUAAGCAGUUCAUCGAAACCUUUGAAAUAAUUGAGGUUAAUACUUGAUGAUGCAUGCAUUCGGUCCCCUACUUUCCUUGUGACAAAAUGAAGAGUGACUCUUUAAAGGACUUUAACAGUUGGUACUACUUGUGAACAUCUUUUUAUCUAUUUUUUAUAUAGUACAACAAGAGUCAUAAAACAUUUAUGCACUAUGAACUGAUGGAAAUUUCAGACUGUAGUACUAGAAGCAUGUGAACUCAUGUUCCAAGAAGAUUUAUUUUAUUUAUUUAUUGAUUUCGUGGUUUUUUUUAUUUGAAUCUUUUCUUGUAGUCUAUCUCUGGAGGAAAGUCAUUUGCAGAGAUAUUGCUAACCAGAAAUCAUGAAGUUCACACUGAUUCUGAUAAUGCAUUGGCUAGAAGAAGAUCGUCAUUGUAUAAGGUAUGUCAGGAUCCUAGCAAUCCAAGAAUCCGCUAACCUUAUUCCACAUUGUGAUAUUUGGUUUUACUUUCUGGUUGGUGGAUGGCAAUCCACUAUUAGAAAAUGCAUGCAUCAAGUAUUGUGUUUAGGGUAUGCUCCCUAACAACUAACACGUGAAGAUCCAGAAAGAGCCCCUACAAAGGCCCUAUCUUGGUGUGUCGUAGAAAUAUAACCAGAAGAAAUAAAAUUCUUGGGGGAAAACAAAUUUUCUUAAUCAUUUGUGAGCCAGGUGAGUCUGUGUAAUUUCCAGGUUAACUCUGAAAGCUAAAUUUUCUCCCUUUAGCCAAAUGCGAUAUGUUUAUCUCCUUGGGUUGAUUCCUUAGGAUUCUGUGUUUAUCUCCUUGGAUUGUAGUAUUAAUGAACACCUUUCUUCUUCAGAUCUUGGGGCUCGUGCGUAGCCUACCACCCCAUUAUGGAAACCAUAAAAGUUGUGCCACUGUAAUUACAAAGAUCUUGUGAGCAUAUUUUGACCAUGGUAUUUUUAUUGGAUAUUCUUUUCCCAAAGGAACUAGGCCAAUGAAGAUCUUGAUGUGUAUUUAUAUCUUGACUGAACGUGCUCCUCCUUUCUUCAGCAGAUAAUAUCUCCUUUAGUUUAAUAAGGACUUUUCCCAUUUCUGUUGGGCCCAUUCCAGAUAGGAACUUCUAAUUCCUUCAGUCAUCAAUGUGGUGCUCAAUAAUUUGGAAAAAAAUAUAUUUAUUGCAGAUAUGCGAAGCAAAACUUUACUACAGGCUAGGAUCAGCAUUUCCCUUGCCUGACCUAUACCCUUUUUUCAUGUGUUAAUAGACCUGUCAUAGUCCUAAUCAUUCCCUCAGAUAAAGGGAUACCUAAAAUAUUGGAUAAAUAACUAUGUUUUUUAUUGACCAAGAGCUUAGUUGUUUUUCUAUCUCGUUACAAUAAAUCUCCGUUCUCACCUUUUCUUACUUAUAUAAUGUUGUUGACUCCAGUGUCAUAUCCAUCUCCAUUUAAAGUAAUAUUUUUUUUCUGGAUUCCAUUUUAUCUACAUUUUGACACGCUGUUCUGGGCUUCUGCCUUAGCAGUACUAUGAUGCUGGUAGAUUUUAGAUCUCUUUUUUUUUAGCUCUGGAAGAAAUUUAAGGGUCUCAGUGGUGAUCCAGCGUAUCCACUGCUGUUGUAGUCCAAAAAAGAAAGAGAAAUUUAUGGCAGAUCGCUUUGCCAUACAUUUUAAAGUCUGAUUUACAGAUGAUGGCUUUUUUCCCCUCUUUUCAUGUUGAAUCUCCGUAGGGAAACUAAAAAUCCAUGUGACAUAAAGGCUGUGUGAUUAUUGUCUACAGACUUAAACUAGUUCGUUUCCACUCAUUUCCCAAUCCUUAUUAAUAUCUAAUAGCGACAGUUUAAGAAUGCUGACGGGUCUGUAAUCUUAAAUUUGAUCAGCUCCUUUCUUUGGAGAGGGACACAUUAAUAAAAUUAAAGUUUAUCAUGGGCAAUGGAUUUCCCGAAAAUAAAACCCACAGAGAACGUAUCUGAGUCAUAAGGUUUGCUCACGUCUGAAUUGAGAGGAAAAAAAAUGGAGUAUGAAAGCACAAAAUUAAGAACUAAAUCUUAGAAUGAUUUUAACUUUUCACUGAUAUGAUUAUGGUAAUGCAACUUAAGCAUAUUAUUAGGGUCACAAAAAUGAUAUUUAGGCAUACUGUGCCAGAAAAGCAAAACAAAAUGAUAAUAAGAGUUGAGGAGUGUCCUAAUUUUUUAGUGUUUGUUUAAAUAGAAGAUACCCACUUCCAAUGAAAAAGUGCACCCUCCUAAUAUAUAUGUUUUGAGUUAUUUUGAGGAUGAUCCCUAAAGUAUAAGCUGUCAGGCCCCUCUUGUUCUUCUUCUUGGAACAUCAGUGACGACCAAAAAUGAUUUCAACGAUCAUGAAAGCAUGUCGUCAUCAGUUAAGUACAUUUGUUGAACAUUCAACUUGAAUGAUGUCUUAAUUUCUGAAUUAGCGCUUAAAAGUUGUAAAAAUCGUAUAUAUAUGUAUUUAUAAAUUUUAGUCCAUGUAUCCAAAUAUAUUCAUAAUAUGGUCGAGCUUGGAAUUUCUAAUUUCCACUGUGGAGGAUUAAUUUUAGUCCGUGAUGCAGAUGAUUGUGCAGGCCAAUAGCUUGAUAAAUUCUGAGGGCCAAUGUUUAAGAAGAAAGUUAAUGUGUAAGACAGAUAUAAUGGAAAUACCGUUUUUGAACAUUGGACUUGAAUGAUAGUUAAAUUUCGCUUUAGAUCUGAAAACCAGAGGUAUAAAUCCAUUUCUUUUUAGACAAAUUGUCCAUGUUUUAAUACAACUCUGCUUCGUAAUUGGAAUAUGUUGUAGAGGAUUGACAUUAGGCUGUGAUGUAGAGGAUUGUUGGCCUAGGAUCAUUUUAAAUAGAUAAACCAAGGCUAAAUCAGUGAUGUGUAACACAUCCCAAUAGAUUGAGUACAGUUAAAAAGUACCUUGAUAAGUUAUUUUAUCUGACUGGUUGGUCUUGAUUAGUCAUCAUAUCUGAGUGUUUUUGGUCAUUUCGCCAGGGUUUGAAGGGGAUUAUGUCCUCAUCAUCACAAACUUUGGCAUCUUUUAUUUUGUUACCAGCACAACUCUUGUCUUCUCCUUUUGUGGAGUUUUAUGCCCUUUGAGCUUUUUGCCCACCUGUUUAGAUUUAUUCGCCAUUCUUCUAGCUAAGGUUUCAUGCCAUGCAUUUUAAAGAUUCAAGGAGUGUAUCUUAAGGAUUCUUGUGUACUCUUCAUUUCAGCUGAUGAAACUUAUAACAUUCACCAUCUGUGGACGUGCUUACUUAAACUUCAUGGGUAAUGAAUUUGGACAUCCAAAUGUAAGAUUAUUAACUAUUUAUAUUAUUUGUGGAAGCUUACAUUUGUCUCCUUUCUCCUUCAAAAAUUUCAACCUUUCCUUUCGUUGCUUGUUAAUGACAUUUAUGAGUCUUUUUUUUUUUCUAGAGGGUCGAGUUCCCAAUGUCAACGAACAACGACUCAUUUUCAUUGGCUAAUCGCCAGUGGGAUUUACUGAAAGAUGAAGGACUUCAUAGCAAUAUUUUCAAUUUUGAUAAGGUCUGAAUUCUAUCAUGCUUGUUCUUGUAAGACUGUAUUGGCAUUUUAAUGAUUAAAUGAUCUAAAAAAAUUAUGUACUCUACUCAACUAGGCUUGCUUAUAAUUGUCAUUGACCCUAUUAUGCGUUGAUUUCCAUAAACGCCUGUGAAAUGGCUUCUUAAUUCCUUUAAGGGUCUUAUGACGUUCUUGUUAUUGUCUAUCUUUAUUCUGUUCAUUUCUGUGGGGUACAAGCCAUAAUUUUCCCUUCAUUGCCAUUCUAAUUGUAAUAAAUCUAGUAAGCUAUUUCAACACUUUUUUUCCAAGCGAUUCGAUGAUGGGAAUGCAUAUACUCUUCCACUAUGUUGUAUGCUACCUUGACUGUGCAAACCAUUGGAGAUAGCAACACAUCUUUCCCACCUUAGGAUGCACAGUAAGAAGCAGUUCAUACAGCCAGAAGGUGCAGUAACCCUCUUCCAGGUUUCAUGAUAGCCUUUGCUGCCGACUGUGUCUUCUUCUUAACAGUUCCUUAUAACAAUCCUACGCAUGCCUUCUAUAUCUCAUGGAGCUUAAUGAUAUAGUCUCCACAUAUAGGCUCAACCCAAAGUAGAAUAUGCUUCAGCCAAUCAGUUCCUGAAAUCACAUAUCUUCUAUGCACAUUGUGAUAUCCUUCCUGGUGUUUAUCUUCAGAAACAUAGGAUUUUUCGUGGAAACUAAUUCAGUGCCGAAGCAUAUUGUUCUUAGAUGAUCAGGGCAGUAACUGAUUUAUUCAGCGGAGUCGACUAUCUCCUGCACAUUUGAUUUUGAUUGAUGCCACAACGCUUGCUGUCGUGUAUCACUUUCUCAACUCUUAUUGUUGCUGCUUGUUUUGACGAUCACGUGUUCCUUCUGUUCUCCCCGCAUAUUAGCAUACUGCAGACAGAUAGUGUGGAUAGGAAUGCUGCAUCAAGAUGAAAUAGAAAAAUCUAUCUUCUUGAAAGGUGUAUCAAAUCAUAUCAGUUUUCGAUGGUCAUGUUCUACAGGUUAUUACAGGGUAUAGAAUAGUAAAGGGAGCUGAUGCAAAAUUGGCAUCAAUAGGGAGAGAGAAGGAAGAAAUAAGAGAAACAACUAAAGUUGUGGGGAACACGGCUACGGGUGGUUCUCAGGUUACGUUGAAAAUGGACUCUGACAUAUUGGAGUGGAUAUAUGCUUACAUACAACCCUUAAGAAUGCGUGAACAGAACAACGUUAGUGACGUCCUGUAUGUGCAUAUCUUAGUGUUUAAUAUUUAAGUUUUUAUGCAUUAACAGAUUUGGUCAUAGUUCUUUCAUUAAUUUUUCUAUUCGAAAAUUUUCUUUUGAAGCUUUUAGGGUGAUAUUUUUGAGGAAUUUCAGGAGUUAGAUAAUGUUCCAUAGUAGUUUCUGCUUAUUAUGGAGGAUCCUUAAUUCAACUUCUUUCUUUUUAGGAUAUGAUGAAGUUGGAUGAACAUGAAAAAAUACUUUCCAGAGGUUCUCCUAGCAUUCACCAUGUAAAUGACUCUACCAUGGUAAGGACAUUUAAACGCUCAUCUGUUACCAGUGUUCUUCUUCGUUAUCUAUUUUUUCGGAUAUUUGAUGGAUUCUUGAAAACCCUGCCUGUCAAUGGCAUUCUCCUUUAUCAGAUUUUUUUUUAUGUUCAACGGUACCUUGGGUUGUGCUAUAAGGUUUAUAAAUGAGAUUGAAAAUGGAUAGAAACGGUUGAAAUUCCCUACUGAAGUACAAGCUAAGCAAUUAUUCUCUAGAUAGGCAGAUUCAGUAUGCUUCUUGCCUAGAAAAAGCUCUACAUAUUCGAAGAUUCCUUCAAUUUCUAAUAUUAUCAUCUUCAACAGAUUUGAUCGUUCCACUCUUAUUCCAUCAAUUCAAUUUUAAGUGAGUGCUUGAUUUUUCUUUUGUACCUGAGUCAUUUCGAUUCUGUUGCUGACAAAACUUCUCUAUUGCCUUGUAUUUGCGCGUCGUAAAUGACUUCCACCCCACGAAAAUUCCAUGUACUCCAUUUAGUUAUCAUAUUUCUUAAGCUUCAUCACUUAGAAGGGUAGAAACAAAGCUAUUCGCCAGUGGCCUAGAAUUUGUUUUCUGGUUCAACCAUGACUGAUGAAAGUAAUUGGACAUAUAUGACUCUUCUGCAUAUUUUGAUCACACCAUGUUUUAAGAUAUUAGCAGACAAGGCCUUGGAGAUCAAACUAUGGGGAAGAAUUUCACCCAUAAGUUACUGCUUAUAAUGUGGGGGUAUUAUGCUUGGUGGCCGGUUGAUGGAGGGAAUGUGGGCUAAAAAUCCGAAAUUUUCUUCAGAAGGUUCCGAUCAGAGGACAAUCUGAGAGUCUUUUUUUCUUUCAUAUUCUCAAAACGAGUUGAUCAUCGCUUUGUUUAUUAUGGGAUUCCAAAGCCUCUUUUGGCAAAUACUUUUCUGAAUUAGCAUAAUACAACCCUCUAUUUCUGUGCUUAGCAGAUGUCUGCCAUGGAGUCAAUAACUCAUGGAGUCUUCAAAAUAGAGUGAUUUUAUUUUAUAAAAUGCCCACGAGAUGUUUUCCCUGAAUAACAUGAGAAAUUUUUCCGCACCCUUAUUCGUUUUGUGAUUAAAUAUAAAAACUGGUUUUCUCAUGCAGACAACGAACGGCAAACAAUACAUUGUUAUUUAGGUACCCGGAAAAUCUGGCCCUUUCCGCCUUAAUCCAUGGAGCCACCUUGGAAUCCCGAUUAUUUUCCUCCGGUUUUCAUUCAAGCAUUUGUUUUAUUGGAUUUUUAAAUGCAAGCAUCGUCAUUAUGCCAAAAUCGUCAUUUGUCUAAAUAAUUAUCCAGCUGUUCUAGUUCAUGAACGUUCACCACACUGUUCAUUUCAUACCUUCAACCAAAAUUUUCUCUGUAGAAACGUGUGAUAAUUUAGAUCUACCUGUGGAUCAUUUACAUCUACCUGUGGACAAUUUUCUACUUUUCUCUGUAGAAGUGUCUUGAUGCUAUUAUUAAAAAUUUCUAAAUAUCCAUAUGGAUGGUACACUGAUGUUGAUUUUUUUUUGGUGAAAUAUCACAGGUCAUCUGCUACGAAAGAGGACAAUUUCUGUUUGUAUUUAAUUUCCAUCCUGAGAAUUCAUAUGAAAAUUAUAUCGUAGGAGUAGAAGAAGGUGGGGAGUACCAAGUAAGACUCUAGUAUCAAUCUGUUGAAAUUUUCUUUGCUUAUAGAUCUCUUUCUGCUGUUCUAAUUAAAUGUAUUUUUAUUGCAAUGGUCAUUGGGUUCUUAAUACACCCAUCACACUCGUCUUUUAUUAUUUUCCCAGUACAGAUGUUUUGUCAUAAGGAAUACGGGAAAAUCAAACAAAUAAAUUACAAAGCCGUCUGUUAAAGCCAGAAAAAUUAAUUAAAUGCAUUUGAGUCUUCAUGGAUCGUGAUGCAAAGCUUCAACAUGUGAAAUGAUCUAGAACUCAAAUCAUGAAGAACUUAGAAUCUCUGUCUUUUGUUGUUUUUAUCUAGGUUUUUUUCUCACAAUCACAUCCUAUUUAUAUGCUUUGAGGGAGAGUUUGGUCGUGGCUUGAGAAAACACCAGGUUGAUAAGGAAAUCUUGAAUCUCUUUAUGUUCCACAACUUUUUCCGGCUUCUUGCACUGCCAGUGUCAGCACUUGAUGAAGCAUCGAAGCAUCAUACUGUUCUGUAGAUAGAUACCUUUGGUCAACGCCUGAGUUGACCUUUUUUUUCCUUCUGGAGUCAUUAUGUCAAUAUGAUUGGUGACUGUUGGCAGUGAGUCACUGUAAUUUGACACUUCCAUUUUGGAUUGAAUCUCUACACAUAAGUUAGCUUAUUUUUUGCAUAAGUUGGCCUACUACUUUCAGUGAUAAACCCUUAUCACAUCAUCAUUUUAGAACAUUUCGGACUUCUAAAACCUGCCACUUGGUGUUUAAUCAGCCAGUUAUUCAAAAAUUUGUUCUCUAGACCUUGACCUGGUUUGGAUGGCUAGAGGAUGGAUAUCAAUGGAUAUACUGUUUACUGGUGAAAACUGAUUUAAAUUAUUAUUCGACAGGUGAUAUUGAACAGUGAUGAAGUUCAGUACGGUGGAGGUGGACAGCUCAAGGAUUUCCAGUACACUCAGAGAACUAGUAAUAAAAGGUGCUGCCAAGCUUCAUAAAUCUAUACUUCCCUCAUGAAACUUUACCCUAAAAGGUUUCACAAAUUGACUGAGAUUUUUUCUAAUGAUGCCUGGUACAAUGUUGGCCCUAUUCAACGUAUUUUUCAGGGCAGAUGGACUCCGUAACUCUCUGGCGCUGUCGAUGCCUGCCCGAAGUGCUCAGGUAUGCUAUAUCUUUGAAUCUCUCCAUAGAGUCAGUCAGUCGCCCAUGGCCAUUCCAUUCCAUUCCAUUCCAUUCCAUUCCAUUCCAUUCCAUUCCAUUCCAUUUUUAGAUAAUCUUCAAAGAAACCUCAUUCUCUCACGGCUUUCAGGUCUACAAGCUGACUAGAAUAUUAAGAGUAUGA
Messenger RNA from Spirodela intermedia, 28772 nucleotides. NCBI's taxonomy places the organism in Eukaryota, Viridiplantae, Streptophyta, Magnoliopsida, Alismatales, Araceae. The record is from the annotation of a GenBank genome assembly.